AUGGCUAGAAGAGCUAGGCAGAAGUUGCUACUUGGGGUGGUGGCUACUGGAGCUUGGGGCUACUGUGUGAGCGACAAGGGAAAAGCUGUUUGGGCUGCUAAUAUGAGGUUUUUGGGCAGUAAAGAUGCAGCUGGGCCUCAGGGACACAUGAAACUACUGUUUGGAGUAGAUCGAGCGAUGGCUAAUACGGAUCAAUUGGCUUUGAUGGCUCGUAGGGCAGUGACAGCUGCUACUUAUAGCAGCUGUCAUGAGGCUGUUAUGGCUUCAAGUGGAGAAGACGACUAUUGCUGGACAGGAUCAAACGACAACUUAAUAGACUAUUGGCUGCAAAGCAGAUCUGACGAUGCGACUGUUAGCAGAAAAAGAUUAGAUGAUACGAUUGCUAGAAGAAGGAAUUGA
Messenger RNA from Dovyalis caffra, 399 nucleotides. NCBI's taxonomy places the organism in Eukaryota, Viridiplantae, Streptophyta, Magnoliopsida, Malpighiales, Salicaceae. The record is from the annotation of a GenBank genome assembly.